Fraxinus pennsylvanica is the source of this 768-nucleotide messenger RNA. NCBI's taxonomy places the organism in Eukaryota, Viridiplantae, Streptophyta, Magnoliopsida, Lamiales, Oleaceae. The record is from the annotation of a GenBank genome assembly.
AUGGCAUUGAUUGGUGAAGACGAGGAUAUGAGAUUGCAAGGCUUACCUGGCUACAACUCAGUAGAGAUUCAACUGGAGAAAACAAGAAAUUUGGAACCAAAUUCUGGUGGAUCUAAACUGAAGACACCUGCAAAAAUUAGCUACCGUGAAUGCCUCAAGAAUCAUGCUGCAAGUAUUGGAGGAAAUGUGACUGAUGGGUGUGGGGAAUUCAUGCCCAGUGGUGAAGAAGGAACCCUUGAAGCCUUAAAGUGUGCAGCUUGCAAUUGCCACCGCAACUUUCACCGCAAAGAACACCAUGGUGAGGCGGCUGCAGCAGGAAUAAUCCACCCUCUUCCACUCCCACCACCACUGCCUUCUCCAUCAAUGAGCCAACACCGCAUGGGAGUGCAAAAUAUCAACCACUGGGGUUCACUGAUCCAUCCAGUGAAAAUGGCUUUUGGUAGUGGUGGAGGUGGAGGAGGCGGUGGCAGUGUAGGUACAGACUCUUCAAGUGAGGAGCUCAACUUCAAUGAUUAUCAGUCCAACGCCAUGGCGGCCCCUCCACCACCGCAGUUUAUCAACAAGAAGCGGUUCCGUACAAAGUUUACUAACGAGCAGAAGGAUAAGAUGCUAGAAUUUGCAGAAAAACUGGGGUGGAGGAUUCCUAGAGAAGAUGACACUGAAGUGCAAAGGUUCUGUGCUGAAGUUGGGGUUAAAAGACAGGUUUUCAAGGUUUGGAUGCACAAUAACAAGAGUUCUUCUGCCAAAAAGAAUCCCCAAGAACUUUAG